Brachypodium distachyon (stiff brome) is the source of this 1303-nucleotide messenger RNA. RefSeq names its product peroxidase 57. The transcript is spliced from 2 exons. The record is from RefSeq and is a predicted model, not a curated record. Gene Ontology annotation, molecular function: peroxidase activity; heme binding. The coding region runs from base 51 to 1019 and encodes 322 amino acids. NCBI's taxonomy places the organism in Eukaryota, Viridiplantae, Streptophyta, Magnoliopsida, Poales, Poaceae. Gene Ontology annotation, biological process: hydrogen peroxide catabolic process; response to oxidative stress.
GCAGAAUCGAGCUCAAGCAGCCGUUCAGCUAGCUCGCAAACAAGGUAGCGAUGUCUUCCGCAGUGUUGCUACUUGUUUCGUUGGCGGUGCUGCCGCUGGCCACCGGAAGCAACGCGCAGCUGCAGAACGGGUUCUGCAAGGGCAAGUGUGGCUCCAACGACGUGGAGGCCAUCGUGCAGGGCGUCGUCAAGGCCCGCUUCUCCCGGGACGCCACCAUCGUCGCCCACCUCCUGCGCCUGCUGUUCCACGAGUGCGGCGUCAAUGGGUGCGACGGCGGGCUGCUGAUCGACGGCUUUGGCACGGAGAAGACGGCAUUGCCGAACCUGAGUGUCAAGGGAUACGACCUGAUCGCGGAGAUCAAAACUGAGCUCGAGAGACGGUGCCCGCGCGUGGUUUCCUGCUCCGACAUCGAGAUCCUGGCCACCAGGGACGCCAUCGCUCUGGCCGGCGGGGCAAAAUACUUGGUGCGCACCGGCAGGAGGGACGGCCGGCAGUCCAGGGCCUCCGACGUGAACCUGCCGGCGGCAAACAGCACGGUGGCUCAGGCCACCUCUUUCUUCGGCAGGCUCGGGCUCAGCCAGUUCGACAUGGCCCUUCUCCUGGGCGCGCACACGGUGGGCGUCACGCAUUGCAGCGUGGUCAAGGGCAGGCUGUACAGCCACGGCGGCAAGGCCGGCGCCACGGACCCAAGCCUGGACCCGAGCCUGGCAUCCGUGUUCAAGAAAUUCGUGUGCCCCAACACGCCGUCGUCGGACAACAACAUCGUCUUCCUGGACGACCAGCCCAGCGCGCUCAGGGUGGACAACGGCUACUACAAGAUGCUCCAGCGGCGGCGCGGCGUGCUGUCUAUCGACCAGAACCUCUACGGAGACGGCUCCACGCGGUGGAUCGUCGACAUGCUCGCCAACACCGACAACUUCCGUGCGCUCUUCCCGCAGGCGCUCGUCAAGCUCGGCGAGGUUAAGGUGCUCACUGGCGCACAGGGAGAGAUCCGCAAGGUCUGCAACAGGUUCAACUGAUCUCGUUUCUUCGUUCUUUCAAGCUCAAUGCGUGCCUGCAUCGUCGACGUUCGUGUGGUCGACGAAUCAAUUUCGUUAUUGUGAAUUUUUGAUCGAUAUGCUUCUUUUUUCCAUUUGGUUUUGGUCAAAUCAAUUUUGACCCCAUUUCGAUUCAUUUGUUUUUCCUUCCGUUCAACAGUUUGUAUAAGGUUGCACAACCAGUAAGAGUUAAGAAGAUUUAAUUACAGGAUGUACAGUAUUUGUUAUUUCCUUUCAGAGAGAUGAAAUGUAAUUGUUGUCACGAA